Molecule: messenger RNA, 789 nt
Organism: Elephantulus edwardii (Cape elephant shrew)
Lineage: Eukaryota; Metazoa; Chordata; Mammalia; Macroscelidea; Macroscelididae
Gene: COMTD1
Product: catechol-O-methyltransferase domain containing 1
Exons: 7
Coding region: 1-789 (262 amino acids)
Molecular function (GO): O-methyltransferase activity; S-adenosylmethionine-dependent methyltransferase activity
Source: RefSeq, a predicted model, not a curated record
AUGACCCUGCCGGUGCCCCGGUUCUCUGUGCCCACCACGCUGGCCCUGGGCUCGGCCGCCCUGGGAGCUGCCUUCGCCACCGGCCUCUUUCUGGGACGACGCUUCGCCCCGUGGUGGCCCCGCACGGAGAAGCGCCUGCUGCCCCCGGAGGACAGCCCCCUUUGGCAGUACCUGCGGAGCCGCUCGGUGCGGGAGCACCCAGCGCUGCGGAGCCUACGGCUGCUGACCCUGGAGCAGCCGCGGGGGGAUUCCAUGAUGACCUGUGAGCAGGCCCAGCUUCUUGCCAAUCUGGCGCGGCUCAUCAAGGCCAAGAAGGCGCUGGACCUAGGUACUUUCACGGGUUACUCAGCCCUGGCACUGGCACUGGCCCUGCCCCCAGCCGGACGCGUGGUCACCUGCGAAGUGGACGCAGGCCCCCCAGAGUUGGGGCGGCCCUUGUGGAGGCAGGCGGAGGAGGAGCACAAGAUCGACCUGCGGCUAAAGCCCGCGCUGGAGACCCUGGAUGAGCUCCUGGCCGCGGGCGAGGCGGGCACCUUCGACGUGGCGGUGGUGGACGCGGACAAGCAGAACUGUGCUGCCUACUAUGAGCGGUGCCUGCAGCUGCUGCGACCCGGGGGCGUCCUCGCCAUCGUCAGUGUCCUGUGGCACGGGGAGGUGCUAAGGCCUCGGCAGCAGGACUUGGAGGCCCAGUGCGUGCGGAACCUGAACGAGCGCAUCCUGCGAGACGCCAGGGUCCACAUCAGCCUCCUGCCCCUGGGCGACGGCCUCACGCUGGCCUUCAAGAUCUAG